Plenodomus lingam JN3 is the source of this 450-nucleotide messenger RNA. Lineage: Eukaryota; Fungi; Ascomycota; Dothideomycetes; Pleosporales; Leptosphaeriaceae. The record is from RefSeq and is a predicted model, not a curated record.
AUGAUGGAUAGAUACCCCCACGAGCAAAAAGACUAUUCUUCAGCAGAUCACAUUCUCCACAGCGAUAAUCAAAAAACCGUUACCACAUGUCAACCACAUCUCACCUUCUCAUGCAGCUUCCCCCAAAUGUCAACCACAGCCCAACAGCAAAAUACAUGGCGAUGCCUUUGGUCGCAGCUAAGCUUCGCAUGCCCACAUCCGCCCACCAUGCCAUCGGGCUGUGCCGUGCCUUUGCAGAUGGUGCGCAAUCCAACUGACCAGUCAGCAACCCCGAAUCGGCCCGGCCGAUCGCCCCUUUCAGAUUCCAUCCCGGCCAACCACGACGCCCGGAGUUGCGCGCUUUUGCCUGAGAUCAUCAACCACGAAACCCGUUCCCCAUUUUCCAACUUCUUAGAUCUGAUGCCCCCGCCCCCCUUUGCGCACCACCACGACCACGAGCUAUGCGGCUGA